AUGGGUCCCGUCCCCCUGGCCCUUUUUUCCCCAUGGACGUCGACUUUGCACGGUUGGGUGCUGUUGGGUGCUGGCGAUGGCCUUGGAGUUUUUCGAUGCUGGAGCCCGAAGCCAGCUUCCAGGAAACCGCUCGUAUGUGCCCAACUGUCCCAAAUGCUUGCUGGGCAGGAAUCGUGUGGAUUUUUCCGAUGUCGAUCUGGUUACCGCGGCGCUGGGCAGCUUGGCUGCGAGAUCCCGCCGGAUCGAUGGACGAAUCCUGGGAAUCGCCGCCCGUUUGCGCCGACCUGGAGGCCUUUGGGUGAUCUGUCGACUGGCAAUCGAAGGAGGCCAGAUGCCCUCGACACCCAGAAAGCGCACCUCGUCCAGCUCCAAACCGCGUCCCUACCCGCACUAAUCCGCCAGCUCGAAGACCUCUUGGGCUCCCUCGACCUGGCACAUCUCGUCCCUCUGCGGGAUACCCUCGAGAUCACGUCCAGACUCAGCAACACCCUGUCUCCAUCCAUCCGCGCCCUCUCCCCCGUUGCCGCCAAUCGAUACCACCAAGCCCAGGACCAUGACCACCGUUACGGCAGUUUGAAACAAUACAGAGUCCACCAGCUGAUCGCGAAAGCCAUUCUGCUGAUGUGCAACUGUGUCUCGCCACUCUUCCACAAGCAUAUCGCACUCAUGCAAAUACUCCAGGACCCUGCGAGCAGCUUGCUCAUUGAGACGAGUCUGCCUGCCCACGCAAAGAUAGUCGUCGAAGCCACGGCCGAAUGCUGCGAUGAGCUCAGCAGCUUACUCCGACGGUCCAUGAAAUCCGACUUCGGUAUAAGAGGAGUGCCGAGCGCACGCAAUACGGCUUGGAUAUUGCUUGGUCCAGCUCGCCGCUCAGAUCCCAUCGCCAGACCGAUUGGCCGCCGCCGGAGGCUGGCCAAGCUCGAGCUUGCCCAGCCUCUGCCGGCGGCCUACACUCAUCCUAGUCCUCGCCUCCGCACCUCUGAGGAACGCUUGUUCAGCCGAGAACGCCUCUCACCCUCCGAAGCGGCCAUCACAAUCAUCAAGUUGCUUCGGAUACUCUUCACCAAGCGCUCCGACGCGCGCGCAAAUACACCGCCAUUUACAAGCGGCACUGCCCUGAGUUCGGCCGAUUUCAAAGCAAUCGAUCAUGAGCUUCAUGCUCUCCAUUCGCGCCUGGAAGCUCUUCUGAACACCUUGUAUUUUAUGUACCAUGAGAAUCAUACAGCUGCAUAUCUUGGGAGAGAAUCACUCGACGACAUCUCAAGCCACUUCGACUCGUACUAUUCUGUCAUCUCCAUCCCGUGGCUCCUCAAGCCGGCGAUCCUCCUCUCUCCGGAACCCGGUCCAAACCUUGGAUCCAUGCAUCAAGCGCACAAACCCGCGCGGCCGUUGGACACUUCCGACACACUGUACACGUCUGUGGAAUGUGGUGAUUGCAGCCACUGCAUGUCUCGAGGCCCAGCCGGCGACGCGUCGCGUCCAUCGCUUGCAGGCCAGCCGCGGGGGCGCCCGGGCACCCCUGGACGCACAGCCAAGAGCGCGAUCGAGCGCACGCCCGUUCUUGCGGCGCCCAGGGCAGCGGAUUCUUAUUCGCCAUUGGCCAUCAAAGUGCACCGGCUGCCAGAUCAUCCGGUAGGCUGUUCGGCGGUGCUGAGCCCGUCCCAAAGCGACCUCGCCAGGUGA
Molecule: messenger RNA, 1683 nt
Organism: Puccinia triticina
Lineage: Eukaryota; Fungi; Basidiomycota; Pucciniomycetes; Pucciniales; Pucciniaceae
Exons: 4
Coding region: 1-1683 (560 amino acids)
Source: RefSeq, a predicted model, not a curated record